Messenger RNA from Xenopus laevis (African clawed frog), 3903 nucleotides. Its product is annotated as kidney mitochondrial carrier protein 1. The transcript has 10 exons. The coding region runs from base 183 to 1058 and encodes 291 amino acids. The record is from RefSeq and is a predicted model, not a curated record. Lineage: Eukaryota; Metazoa; Chordata; Amphibia; Anura; Pipidae.
GGAGCUGAGCGGGUCAGAGACUGGGCGGUACUUUGUGAGCUAUGGGAGGCCAGACAGUAGGAGGGAGUGUCUCAGUGGGUCACCUAGUUCAUCGGAGGCACUUCUUCACAUCUUUGUUGCCUGAGCUUUCUGUUUAAACUUCUCCCCGUCCCAAAGGCAAAAUAGAGACCUCCAGGGGGAAUAUGACCGCUCUUAACUGGAAGCCCUUUAUAUAUGGGGGGUUAGCGUCAAUCACUGCUGAAUGUGGUACGUUUCCUAUAGACUUGACCAAAACACGUCUCCAAGUACAGGGUCAAGCUAAUGAUGCCAAAUAUAAGGAAAUCCGAUACAGGGGGAUGAUGCAUGCAAUUGUGAGGAUAUGGAGGGAAGAAGGCGUCAAAGCACUUUAUUCUGGAAUAGCACCUGCAAUGUUGCGCCAGGCGUCGUAUGGCACCAUUAAAAUUGGCACGUAUCAGAGCUUGAAGAGAUUGUUUGUCGAUUGCCCAGAAGAUGAAACGUUAGUCCUCAAUGCAUUCUGUGGAGUAUUGUCAGGGGUGGUGUCUUCCUGUAUUGCCAAUCCUACUGAUGUUUUAAAGAUAAGAAUGCAGGCUCAAGGCAAUGUAAUGCAAGGAGGAAUGAUUGUAAACUUCAUCAAUAUUUACCAGCAAGAGGGGACCAGAGGACUAUGGAAGGGGGUGUCUCUCACUGCCCAGAGAGCAGCUAUUGUGGUUGGUGUGGAAUUACCUGUGUAUGAUAUCACCAAGAAGCAUCUGAUACUUUCAGGACUAAUGGGAGACACAGUCUACACUCACUUUUUAUCCAGCUUUACAUGUGGAUUGGCUGGAGCUCUGGCAUCAAAUCCUGUUGAUGUUGUGAGAACUAGAAUGAUGAACCAAAGGUCAAUACGUGAUGCGUCAAAUUCAAGUUACAAAGGUACUCUGGAUUGCUUAUUGCAGACAUGGAAGAAUGAAGGAUUUUUUGCAUUAUAUAAGGGAUUUUGGCCUAACUGGUUGAGACUGGGUCCUUGGAACAUCAUUUUCUUUAUAACAUAUGAACAGCUGAAGAAACUGAACUUGUGAUGUCGGGAGAUUCCAUUCUGAAUAAUUUUGAAAGUUCAAAAUCCUCCUAUGUUUGGCUACUGGACUUCUGCACUAUGACUUGAAAUGUUCAUUACAGUACUGUGUGUUAAGACAAUGUUACUCUUGCUGAAAGCCUGAAUGUUAAAUGUCAGGCUUGCCCAAUGACCCUGAUUUAUUGUUUUUAGGAAUGUCACAUUGAUUUUGAGAAAUGCAUCCAUAGAGGACACCCUCGAAUACAAGUUAAAAAGCGUUACUACUAGUGGGACUCCCACCUACAGAGGGAAGUGAAAGAAAACGUUUUAAUUGUCUAUAUUUAUCCAUGAAAAUGUCAUUUUACACAGCAAGUUGGGCAGUCCUCUGUAAUUGGUGUAUUUUGGGGGGAAAAUGAGUUAAGAUUUAUGUUAAGAUAAAUCUAUGGCUUUUGACUUGUUGGGUAUCUGUUACAUCCUCUGAAAAUGUGUCUUAAGGUUUGAUAUAUGAUCUGUUACACCUUCCCUCCAGAAAAAUAAGAAUUAAGCAAUUUUAGCAAUUUUUUUGUAUAUGAAGAUUAAUCUAAUUUCAGAACCAAAAUUAUAUAUUUAUAUAGAAAACCCAUAUAUGAGCUUGAGACAUACUGUACUCUUUUCUUGGCCCACUGGAAGGCGUGUGUUGCACACUUACAGAUUAACAUACUUUAAUAAUGAGUGAAGCAAUUUUUUUAUUUUGUUUGGAUUUUGUAUGAAAACUGACUAAAUAAUACAAUUAUGUGUGCAAUAAUCGUGAGCUUCUCUCAGAAUUUUUUUUUUAUAUUUUUUAAACAGUCAGAGACACGGUACCUCCAAAAUACCUAGAGUGUCCAUGCCCUUACUGUUAAGCUCAUGGACACCCUAUACAAGUAUUUAAUGCAAGGCUUUAUAGAUUUUUUUUUUUUUUUUUUUAAUGCAAUGGAAAUCAUAAUUCCACCAAAGCUAGAAUGCUACUGACAGAAGUACUUUUAAGUCACCUUUUUUUUUAUAGUACAUUCCACAUACUGCUGAUGUACACUUAUUUAUUGAAAAAUGCCAUUGCUAAUGAAAUGCUCUAAUGCAUAGAUUUUAUGUUUAUGUGGUUUAUGUGCACAUGACACUUUUGCGUUUUUCUGCCACUUUUCUUAGAAACUUGAGCAGUUCGAUCUGUGCUUUCUUGCCUGUGGAAUUUAUUUGUAGUGUUUAGUUCAACUCUGUAAUGCUGGAGGUUCUCCAACUUGCCCGUUUCAUAUUUUGUAUGCAGUGACAUGUGACUGGAUACGGAAAUUGCUUAUAUCACUUUGUUUUUUAAGCAACAUGAGUUAAGUUACAGCACUGCCACAAUACAGUAAUGGUUACAUCGUUUUUAAUUUUAAGUGGGAUUUUUUUUUUUAAGUAUUCAACACUCAAAAUUAUUUGAAGUGUACUUCGUAACUUUAUCAGUAUGAACAGUGGUCCAUAUUCUAGAAAUCAGUCCUAAUUUACAAGCAUAAUUCAACUGGUCAUAGCUUGCAGGUGUAGGGAUGUAUAUGCAUAAGCAUAUUGAAGACGUGCAAAAAGAUUCAGGUUUAGCCAGAAUUAUACAGUUAACUGGAUUUCAUGCAGCUUAGCUAUGUUCCUUAUUUUAUAUUUUAACGGGCAGCAACAAAACUGGCAUAAUUGUGAUUUCAAGGCUGUAAUGUUGGGCUUACACAAGAAGAUCUGCUCAUUUUGAGAGGUUGCCAAAGCAGCAGAUGCUUGCUUCUAUUUAGCCAGCCACGCAAUGGGCCAAAUCAAAUUGUUUGACCCGCAUUAUGUGGUCCUAUGCAGACCUGUCAAAAGCUGAUGUAGGCUUCACCUUAUAGGAUUUUCUGAUCUGCCAGAAAUGUUGGCAGGCUCCAAAUACGAGCCAAUAAGCUGCCGUCUUGAUCUGGGAAAUCCAAAUCGGCAGCUUGUGUCGGCCCAUUCACAGCCAGCUUUACUGCAUGGAACAAUAAAUAAAAACAGAUGCAAUUGCAUCCCUUCAGAAAAACAGAUCUAUUGUUCACUGUAAGUGAAGGCUUUACUCAUAUCUGGGCUAUGAAACUCUACAUUUAGGUGUCUAUUCUUCAAGAACCACUCAUAAUAAGUCCAUUGUGUCAUGCUACAGAUAUAUGUAAAUAGCAGUAUUUGGAUAUAAUAUGGAUAUAAUAGCUGUUGACAAGCUCAGCUUGUUACUUGCAUACAGGGGGUGAUACAGUGGCAGUAGUAAGGAAAAGUUAAAAGUACACUAAAUACAGUAUUUUGGCAGCUCUAGGAGAGUGGCAGAACAUAUGAGGAGACGCACUGAUCAUUACAAGUGAAGGGUGUCCAUCAGGCUUUUUUUUUUUAAAUGCUACCAAUGGGUUUCAGUACAGUUUGGGGGCUAUUUAUUAAAGUCCAAAUGGGAAAAAACUGAAGUUUUUUUUACUAUAAAAUUUGAAUUUUUAGUGGGAAAAAACACGAUUUUUUCAAGAUUAAUUAUACCCUGAGGAUGCAAAAAGUCAGUAUCCCAAAAUACUCCUUCUUCAACCUGUUGAGGACCUGUAGAAGUCAGUGGCAGAGGUCCUAUUUGCAAUUUGCAAUUUUUUAUUUAAAAUAUCAGAAAAAUUUGGAUUUUGAUAAAUAACCCCAUUAACCAACUGACUGUGGAAGCUUAUUUCCAAACUUCAUUUCAUCCCCAGAGUCCUUGUGCCUAAAAAAUACUUUGAAAGCUGUGUAGAUACUUGUAUUAUAGUUAUUACUAGUUUCUGUAUUUAUUGUUCAUUUUAAGACGUAGCCAUUAGUUUUCUAUGAAGUGUUAUGUUGAGCUUGCUUGUAUUCUAUGUGCUUUGAGAGGCUGCUAAUAAAAUACAGAAUGUAAA